Molecule: messenger RNA, 1805 nt
Organism: Sesamum indicum (sesame)
Lineage: Eukaryota; Viridiplantae; Streptophyta; Magnoliopsida; Lamiales; Pedaliaceae
Source: RefSeq, a predicted model, not a curated record
AAUCUCAUAAUUGUUUUGCUCCCGAAAUUUGUAAAAGUAGUCACAACUUUACCUCCCGCCCAAGAAAUUCUCUCUUGCGGAAGGGGUCAUCUUCCGGCAGUCAGACUCUCUCUAAGCGAGUAUAAAGCCUCUAUAAAUCCCUGAGAUCUCCAAGUUCCGAAGAACAUAGAAAGAUUUGAAGAAAAGAAGGGGAUAGAAACACUAAUCUGCUCCAAUCCAAUUGAAAAAUUUCCCUUCAUCCGAAUUUCAAUCGGGGAAACGAGAAAGGAGGGGGGGAUUCAAGGAAUGGGCAUAAUAAAGAGCAGCUUCUCAUUUAUAGUGGGUACAACAUUUGGAGUGUAUGUAGCUCAAAAUUACAAUGUUCCCAACGUGCGGAAGCUCUUCAACACUGGCCUUCUGAUUGCCAAGCACAUUGAAGAGAAUUACCGAAAGCCCAAGAAACGUGACGACGAUGAUUAGAGGCCCUUGCUUUGUCCUUGGUUUAUUAUUUGAGGACGCCUACUAGAUGUUUGUAGAAAGGCCUGUUAAUUUCUUUUAACUUGUAGAAACCCUAUUGAAGGAACCGUUUUGCUGUUUAUAAAUAGGACUUUUAAGUUCGAGAAAAUUGAGGUCUAGAAAGGUCGGCGUUUACUACUGAUUUUGUUAACUAUUUGAGGAUCAAUCAAUGGAAAUUCUGAGAGAAUUGAUGUUAGAUCAGAUACUUUUUGUAGUUUAGAACAUAAACAGUUCAUGGGUUGCUGUUAUGCAUUUUGAGUUUCCCAUGGAGAAUCGUUUUUAAAUCAAUAAAUUGGGAUCCUUGGAAUGGGUAUCUGCAAAAGUUGCAGGAGGGACGCUGGGCUUGACGGAAAGCUGCACCCUGGAAAGUUGGUGUGCUACACAACCAUUCUACAAGGUUCAGAGGGUGUAGGGCCUGAAGUGAUGGUAACACACGAGGGAAUGAGAAUUCUCUUUGUGUGGAACAGUAGAUUGAAGGCACUAGAGGGAAAGGACACACGAGGGAAUGAGAAUUCUCUUUGUGUGGAACAGUAGAUUGAAGGCACUAGAGGGAAAGGCCUAAAUGUAAUUGUCUACAGGCAUUUCUUAGCUUUUGGUUGCACAUAGAUGAGGAAACCGAAAAGGGAGGACCACAAAGGUGUAUAAAAUGGGAGGAUGGUAGUAGUAUGCUGUUCAUGAAUUCUCUGACAAUGGUAUUUGUACCUGACAAAAACCUUGUUGGUUUGGAGAUAGAUAUGAAAGAUAUAUGGUUUUUCUUGAUUUCACAAGUUUGACCUUGUGGAAGCUCAGCUUCAAAUUGGAUUUUGGUUUCCGUAGCCUCAUUAAACUACAGUAGACAUAGUAGAAAGUGAUUGCAGUCCGUCUUUUAUUGCUGUCUCCUUGUUCUUUGCAAUAAUUGAUCAUAUUUUCAUAUUUCUGAUGUGAUAUUCUUGGGGGGCAUGGCAUAGAGGUGAAGUAUUAUGAAGCUUGGUUAAAGAGUUUUAUUUAAGUGUUGUACAGCAUGCCAUAAAAUCAUUCAUAAGCCCCAAGGUGUCUGCAUGCCUAUGUGUGAACAAGAAGGUAAUCUUUUCAGUCCUGGGUUCAUAUUGGUUUUCUUUCAUUCAAAGGCAUAACUUGUACCAUGCUCUUCAUAUUCGCCCGGAGUUCGCUCCCAGAAAUAUAGCCAUCCCGAACAAGGAAGCUAUACGUAAUGCAACUAUGAAUCUCAUGGAGAGUUCGAUCCUGGCUCAGGAUGAACGCUGGCGGCAUGCUUAACACAUGCAAGUCGGACGGGAAGUGGUGUUUCCAGUGGCGGACUGGUGAGUAACGCG